UAAAUUAUUGUAGAGAAAUGUCAAAUUGCUUCACUUGAGCGCGUCUUUGAGCCUGAUUUUACUAAGAAAGCGCCCCAAAUGGAGAAGUCCUACACUCGAGGCCGGCCUGUGCAUCCGGAGUACCACAAGUUGGGCUUCAGGAGGAUCAAAGUGGACGGAAAGAGUUCCGUCGUUUGCGAGCAUUGCAAGUGCGUCCUUCAGAACACAGCCACGAAGCGCCUCCGCGGACAUCGGAAUGUGUGCCAAAUGACGCCGCAGAGAGACAUUGUGAAGCAGGAGGAAGUCGUUGAGAGAGACGACUCUCUGCACGAGGUGGUGUCGCCCAAGGAGGAAGACCCGCUGAACUCUUAUGCACGCACCAGCAGCUCUUACAUCGAAUUGCAGCCUCCGAGUCCGGGAAUUGAGUAUGCACAGUACUCGGAUGACUCUGAGGACGUCACCAAGACCCUGCCGCGCUCCGCCAAGCCCACCAGCCGCGGUCAAACGCUGCCCCGCAAGCGCCUUCGCUACACAGCGGAGCCCGACAACCUCACGGACGUGGUGAAGCAGAUGCUGGAUACCUUCACGGCGAUUGUGCAGCAGAAGAGCCAGACGCCGACGGCCGAGUUUGGCGACGAAGCCUUCUGCAACUGGCUCCUGACGCAAUUCGCCUCCAUGGCGCCCCAGCGGAAGCUCCGCGUGCAGCACGAGAUAUCCAACAUGGUCUUCCGGGCGCACGCCGAGGACACCAACGCGGACAUGUAGUGCAUUCCGGAGUCUUCUAGCCUAAGCGUUCCCAGAUGUCCUUAUGAGAGAAGUUCAUGGAAAUAAAGAGAAG
Molecule: messenger RNA, 817 nt
Organism: Phlebotomus argentipes
Lineage: Eukaryota; Metazoa; Arthropoda; Insecta; Diptera; Psychodidae
Exons: 3
Coding region: 79-744 (221 amino acids)
Source: RefSeq, a predicted model, not a curated record